UUGCGAACAAUCGCCGCACACUGCGAACAGUUGCGCACAGUUGCGAACAAUUGCGAACAGGUGCGAACAGGUGCCGCACACUGCGCACAGUUGCAAACAGCUGCACAUGACUGCCGUAAGUGCCGUUGCAAAAAAAACUUGCAUUUAAACAGUUUUUUGUAAUAAUGAAGCGAUUUUUUCCAUCUGUUGAAACACAACCGUCUGCAAAAGGUAAACAAAAACAAUCUGAAUUUCCUGGUGAAUCUUCAUCAAGUGAAAAGCCAGAUUCAUCAAAGCCAUCUGAAGUAAAACGGCGUAAAAAUAGAAGUGCUCCUGACCCAAAAUGGAUGGAUAAUGGGAAUGAUGCUUGGUUAGAAUAUAGGGAGGUAAACGGAACAUUAAUAAUGUUUUGUAGAUGGUGUGAAUCAAAAAAAUAUACUAAUGAACUUGCAAAAGGAACCAGCAAUUAUCGAAAACAAAGUAUUGAUCGGCAUCUUAACCAUCAUGAACAUAAAAGUGAAGCUGAAGCUAGAAGAAAUCAAAACAUUAUAAGAGUUGACUUUUCACGUAAUUUAGAUACUCAUAAAAUUAGAGUUAUAACACAAAUGCAAUGCAUAUAUUUCAUGGCAAAAAAAUAUUUAGCAUUAUCUGUCUAUCCUGAUCUAUAUGAAUUAAUAGAUUUUCAUAGAAAAAAUUCCGAAGUUAUGAAACUUUGUGAUACUCCCGAAACAUUACAAUCACCAUCACUUCUCACAAAAGAUUUACCAUUAGAAUCAAUGAAUAUGGAUCCCAUUUAUCAAACACAUCUGCAAAAGAAAUGGAAGAAGCUAUUGUAUAUGUAAUUGAAAAGGCGUUAUGUGAAGAAAUAAGAAGUUCAAAUCAUUGGAGUAUUAUGAUAGACGAAACAAACUCUAUUACAGAUGAAAAACAUUUGGCUGUUGUGUCCCGGCAUAUUUCACAUAAUGUACCCGUUACACGAUAUUUGGGAAUGAUUAAUUUAGAUGAACUUACUGCUGAGGCAAUUGCGUUUGAUUUAAAGAGUUUUAUUAUCGCUAAAGGAUUAAAAGUGGAAAAUUUAUUACAUUUUGGCAGUGAUGGGGCUGCCACUUUAAUUGGCACGAAAACAGGUGUUGUUAAACGAUUUGAAGAUUAAUCCUUUU
Molecule: messenger RNA, 1139 nt
Organism: Rhizophagus irregularis DAOM 181602=DAOM 197198
Lineage: Eukaryota; Fungi; Glomeromycota; Glomeromycetes; Glomerales; Glomeraceae
Source: RefSeq, a predicted model, not a curated record